AUGAGCGAGGACACCUCCCCCGAAGACGACGCGGAAGGGGAGCCUUCGACCCCCGACGCCUCGGGGCCUGUCCUGCUGUUCGGGAAUGCCAUUGCCACCACCAAGGCCGAUUUGCUAGCCGCGUUGCCGGCGCGGACUGUUGCCGACCGCUUGGUAUCCUCCUAUCUGAAUUCGAAAGAGGCCCCUCUCGGUACGCGUGUUUGCGCCGUUGUCCCGGGGUAUCAACCGGCACGCUGA
Molecule: messenger RNA, 237 nt
Organism: Aspergillus melleus
Lineage: Eukaryota; Fungi; Ascomycota; Eurotiomycetes; Eurotiales; Aspergillaceae
Exons: 1
Coding region: 1-237 (78 amino acids)
Source: RefSeq, a predicted model, not a curated record